Messenger RNA from Saccharomyces kudriavzevii IFO 1802, 4314 nucleotides. It is a transcript of the gene YSP2, whose product is annotated as Ysp2p. Bases 1 to 4314 code for a protein of 1437 amino acids. NCBI's taxonomy places the organism in Eukaryota, Fungi, Ascomycota, Saccharomycetes, Saccharomycetales, Saccharomycetaceae. Gene Ontology annotation, molecular function: sterol binding; sterol transfer activity. The transcript has a single exon. Gene Ontology annotation, cellular component: cortical endoplasmic reticulum; endoplasmic reticulum membrane; endoplasmic reticulum-plasma membrane contact site. Gene Ontology annotation, biological process: intracellular sterol transport. The record is from RefSeq and is a predicted model, not a curated record.
AUGAAGGAUGAUCCUUCACGCAAAAAAAGAUCAUUUAGUGAUGGUCACUUUUUCAAGAAACUGAAACUGAUGUCAAGGAAAAAGCAGCCCGUGGUGGAAAGAAGUAAAACUACUCGUACAAGGAAAGAAUCAGCUCAUUCCGUAGCGAAGUCGUCACAAUCGUUAAGGAGAACGAAUAAUGGCAGAAAUGCGAUUGCCAAGAGAAGAGUGCUAACCGAUAUAGGCUCUAGUAAUGACGGUGUCACUAGUAAAUCUGCCACAAACUCUCCUGAUGAAUCUAAUAUCAAUGAUUCUUUUCCACCUCCACCUUUAGAACUACCAGAUAUCGUCUCUAUAAAAAGUAGUAGAAGUCACUUUAGCACUACGAGUAAUAAAAACAAGCACGGUAUAGAUUUAACGUUCAUGCCUCGAAGAUCCUUACAAAAUUCCAAAGCCGGUUUGAAGAAACUGAAUACUUCUCCGCAAGGUUAUUUCAAUAUUCCUGUGACUAUAGAUCGAGCAAGUGAAAAAGUCAAACAUACAGAUACGAAAAAUACAUUGAACUCAUCCUCUUCCGAGAAUGAAAGGCCGGCUCUAAGUAUUUUACAGAAGGACGAUACUCAAAAUUCCUCACAUCCAACUGUCGAUACGACUGCCGCCCCCAAUAGUAUUAGCAAUAGUAACGAAAUCGAACACUCUUCAAACAGUUUAUUUGAUACUAUUCUAUCAAUAGCUCAUAAUGCCAUAUCACGUGUUCCCAGAAUCUCAGCUUUGAAUACUGAAAUACAGCGUGAACUAUCACAUCCCGGUGAAAGUCACACAGGUUCACAUAGUCAUUCCUACUUCCAUCAUCGCCAUGAACAACAGCACCCUUUGGCACAGCAGCAGGGGCCCUCGCAAGUUUCAGAAAAUGCUAACCGAAAUCAUAAUGACACAGUACUCAUUCAUCCUCCCUCAGCCAAUACAGCCCAUCGUAGUUCGUCAUUUCUACGUCAUUUGGAUUGCUUACUGUCCCCCGCUUCAGGCCCUGCCUCUGACGAACAUGCUCAACCCGAGGAGGAAGACGAUGACGACACUGAAGAAUUCUCUCCCCUUUCUAGGGCAUUUCUUUCGCCAUCAACUCAACUUGUACCUACAAAUAGGUCGACUACACCGCUUUCCGAUUCUUUGACACCUAAUGAUAGAAACAUGAAUGCAAACUCUAACUCUGAAAUUGAAAAUGACAAUGAUAGGGACGAUAAAUCAAAUGUGGGCAAGGUCAAAUUUCAACCAUUAAAAGUUCAGGAACCUGCAAUUUCGACUUUUGGUAAAGGUAAUUUGACUUUAGAAGCUGUAGCGGGCUCUUCGGAUGUCGAUAACACAACCAUAGAUCUGGACGAGAAUAAUGCUAACAAUAACAACGGCAAUAAUCCAAAUGCCAGUUCAACGAAUUUGAGUCAUAUGAGUAGAACUAACAUGAGCAAUAAUCCUGGUUUCAAAGAAUUAAACAGAAGUUAUCGUAAUAGCAGUUAUAUUGAUAUGGCAAGGUUUGGAAAUUCGCAAUCAAAUGUGUCUAGCCAUAGGGCAAGAAGUAAGACCUUACCUGCUAACAAGGCACUAGAGAAUGCCACAAACGAUGAAAUUGAUAGUAAACGAAAUUCCUCUUAUUCUAAUGAUAUGACUUUUGAUGACGCUGAUGAAAGGAAAUCGAGAAGCACGGCCAAAAAGUUCUUGAGCAGAAGAUCAUUUUCACCAUCAAACUUUGGCAACAAAGUGAUCCCUGGCAUUAAUUUAAGAAACUCCUUUAACAAGACUAGGAAUAGUAGUUCUGAUUUUUUCAGUACAAAUCAGGAAAAACAAAUGCCAAGAUCAAGUACUGCUGGUUCAGGUAAUAUCCAUGCAGUGAUGGAUUUGGAUUCUGGUGAUAAUGACUUUAAGUUACAGGGUAUCGAAUAUGCUUCAGAGAAGAAGAAUAGUGAAUUUCAUACCCUUUUUAAAGAUUGCGAUAUCAAUUCCUACGAAAAGUUAAUUGUUGAUCAUAGUUGUGCUCUAUCUCGCGAUAUUCUUUUGCAAGGCAGAAUGUAUAUAUCUGAUGCGCAUAUUGGGUUUUUCUCAAAUAUUCUGGGGUGGGUCAGUACAGUUUUCAUACCAUUUAAAGAAAUCGUUCAAAUUGAGAAAAAGACUACAGCUGGCAUUUUCCCCAAUGGUAUUGUGAUUGAUACGCUACACACAAAAUAUAUAUUCGCCUCUUUUAUGUCAAGAGAUGCAACAUUUGAUUUAAUAACGGACGUAUGGAAUCAAAUUAUUCUGGGUAAAAAAUAUAGAAAUGACUUUGAAAACAACGGUGAUGGUAACUUGAGUGAUUCGAGUAGUGCAUUUUUCGACGAUUAUGACGACGAUGACAAUGAUGGAAGUCUGGAUGAUACCGACCCAGAUAUUAAUAGUACAGAUAUGACGUCAAGUGACGAUAUAGACGCUGACAUCUUUAAUGACUCGAAUGAUCUUGGAAAGAAUCAAAAACCAACAAACUAUUUACUAGGCCCUAACAAACAUGCUCCAACAACAGCCAAUUAUAAACCUUCCAGCAGUGAACAUUUGGUUAUUGAAGCAAACAUAGAUGCGCCCUUAGGAAAAGUAGUCAAUCUCUUAUACGGCGAAGACGUGUCCUACUAUGAAAGGAUCUUGAAAGCUCAAAAAAAUUUUGAAAUAUCACCAAUUCCCAACAAUUUUCUCAUCAAGAAGGCUCGUGAUUAUGCAUAUACAAAACCUUUAUCGGGUAGUAUUGGUCCAAGUAAAACAAAAUGUUUAAUCACAGAUACUUUGGAGCAUUAUGAUUUGGAAGACUAUGUUAAAGUACUUAGCGUUACCAAGAAUCCGGAUGUUCCUUCAGGAAAUAUCUUUUCAGUGAAGACAGUCUUCCUUUUCUCCUGGGAUAAAAACAAUUCUACCAAAUUAACAGUUUACAACUCCGUCGAUUGGACUGGCAAAAGUUGGAUUAAAAGUAUGAUCGAAAAGGGGACAUUUGAUGGUGUUGCGGAUACUACAAAGACAAUGAUAUCUGAAGUCAAGAAUAUUUUAGGUGAUGAAGAUUCAAAUAUAAAUUUAAAACACCAAUCCAACAAUAGCGAAUCUGAAGGAGAAACUGUUAAUCUGCCCACUGUUGGGCCUUCUGUCCAUGAUCCGACAGAGCCAGAUUUUCAAAAGGGAAAAGAUGAUACAAUUAUUGAUGAAAAUAUCAAUAUUCCAGUUCCUUUAGGAACAGUUUAUUCACUCUUGUAUGGCGAUGACACUUCUUAUAUUAAAAAGAUCAUUGAGAAUCAGAAUAACUUUAAUGUCUGCGAUAUUCCAAAAUUUACGAAUAACACGAGAGAGAUUAACUACAUUAAAAAAUUGAACAAUUCAUUCGGUCCGAAGCAAACUAGAUGUCUAGUUACAGAGACUAUCGAACACAUGGAUUUGAACAGUUUUUUCAUGGUAAAACAAAUCGUUAGAUCGCCAGAUGUUCCCUAUGGUAGUUCAUUCUCCGUUCAUACAAGAUUAUUCUAUUCUUGGGGUGAUCAUAAUACAACAAACAUGAAAGUCGUGACUAAUGUUGUUUGGACAGGUAAAUCCAUGUUGAAGGGGACCAUUGAGAAGGGAUCGAUUGAUGGACAAAGGAAUUCCACUAAGCAACUUGUUGAUGACCUUAAGAAGAUUAUUUCUAGUGCUGGUUCUACGAAGAAAAGAAGCAAGAAAAGAAGCAAGACAGUGAACAAAAGGAAACAGUCAUCAUCCACUAUCAAGAAUGAAAAUAAUGAAGAAUACAUCGAAGCUACAAGUACUAAAUCUUCAUUCUUUUCCAUUUUCUCCAUGUUGCAACAGAUAAAUAUAACCUCAAUUCAGGGAAUUAUGGCAAUCAUAUCUCUUUUUAUUUGUCUGGUCUUCUUCCUUAGAUUAUUAUUCCAUUCGAGGAGUACCUCCAAUAUCCAAAUUAUCACUCCAGGGACAAUCCUGAUAAAUGGGAAUGAAUACAAUUACGUUCCCAACUUCAAAACUCUUUAUCACGUUUAUGAAGACAAUAUUAUAAAAAAUGCUCACCGUAAGGGCUCGAACACUAAUAAUAUUGUCACUGAUACAGAGGGUUUGAUAUGGGACUGGUUGAUUGAUCGUGGAAAUGGGACUAUCCAAAAUGGCAUCCUAUUCGACCAGAAGAAGGAGAAGAAGGAUGGUAAGAAGAUUAGACCCGCAAACGGAGUUAGUGAUCAUAAGAUACAGCAGCUAGUUGAAUCUAUCAAAGUCACCGAAUUGCAACUGCAAGAAAUGAAAGAAUUACUAGCUAAAGCGGAUAAUACGUCAGUAGUUGCCCAAUUGUUAUAG